Schistocerca americana (American grasshopper) is the source of this 1301-nucleotide messenger RNA. RefSeq names its product mpv17-like protein 2. The transcript has 4 exons. Gene Ontology annotation, cellular component: cytoplasm; membrane. Bases 128 to 733 code for a protein of 201 amino acids. NCBI's taxonomy places the organism in Eukaryota, Metazoa, Arthropoda, Insecta, Orthoptera, Acrididae. Gene Ontology annotation, biological process: mitochondrial ribosome assembly. The record is from RefSeq and is a predicted model, not a curated record.
GUAGGAGGGGGGAACGCAGCGGCCGAUAACUACCAAGCAGUGGGCGAGAUAUGAUUGGGGUGGGGACGUGGAGAGCUGCUUAUGAGGCGUUAUUAGUUUGACGUUUACGUUAUCCAUAACUUUUAACAUGCGUUUAUUCUGUGGUCUAUUGCGACAUCCUAAAUUAGGCUGCCCGCCAAGAAAGCCUGGUAUAGUAAAGGGUACUGUUCAUGCAGUAUUCGGAAGGUAUUUGCUUGUGACAAACACUAUUACAGGGGGAGUAUUAUUAGCUGCGGGAGAUAUGAUUCAACAAGAAAUUGAGCGUUACAGGCACAAAGAAGUAUCGAAACGAAUGAACCGAUACGACUGGCCACGAGUGGGGCGCAUGUUUUUUGCUGGACUUAUACAAGGACCACCACAACAUUACUUCUACAAAAAGUUAGAUGCUGUGCUCCCAAAUAGAGACUGGAAGAGUGUGUGUGCCAAAAUAUUUUUGGACCAGACUGUGGCAUCACCUAUCUGUAUUGUCCUCUUUUUCUAUGGUGUGGGUAUUUUUGAGAAGGAUGCCUACAGUGAAAUAUGGUCAGAAAUAAAAAGUAAAUUCUGGACAGUUUAUGCUGCGGAUUGGUUGGUGUGGCCUCCAAGUCAGUUCAUUAAUUUCUACUUCGUGCCUCCAACUUACAGAUUAAUGUAUGUCAACUCUGUCACAACGCUGUACAAUGUUUUCCUGUCAUAUAUCAAGCAUGAAAUGUGAUACAAAUUAGCAAUUUUGAACUGGAAUGUAAGUGCUCUCAGUUACCGGUGAAAUCUUCAGUACCAGGCUGCAAGAAAAAUGCAGAAAGCAAAACCUUGACAUACCUUGUGAAGGCUUUUGCUCAAUAAGCUGAGAUGAACUCUAGAGGAAACUAGGAUUAAUUGACAACCCAUAAAAAUACAUUAAGGUUAUUUGAUUGCUGCACAACAGUGCGAAAGGCUGUGUUCUUUCCAGUAAUGGACACUGAAAAUCAUUUGAAUUUGUGAUAAGUGAUAAAACAGAGAUGUUUGGUCACCCCACCAUUUGCAAUAUUUAUUGGUGCAAUCAUUCAUCUUGUCAAAGCAACUACCACAGAGUAUAGAAAUAUAGUGCAGGACUAACUGAGGGUUACUCAACCUAAAAGGACUUAAGCUCCAGAAAAAGGUAUAUUCUACUAAUGGUAUUGAAUGCAUAACACUAUUAAUAAUGUUUUUUUGGUUUGCUCAGAUGAUGAUCUACAGGCCAUUCUGAAUGUCUUAAACAAACCUUAUAAAAGCAUUGACAUACAUUAAAAGGCACAUAUACUGUA